This is a messenger RNA of Gastrolobium bilobum, 1033 nucleotides long. RefSeq names its product HMG1/2-like protein. NCBI's taxonomy places the organism in Eukaryota, Viridiplantae, Streptophyta, Magnoliopsida, Fabales, Fabaceae. The record is from RefSeq and is a predicted model, not a curated record. The transcript has 7 exons. Bases 343 to 762 code for a protein of 139 amino acids.
AAGGGCCACAGCCAAUAGCUUCAGAGCACACGGAUCGAUGAUGUAGCAAAACAUUUUCAAAAUCCCGCGUAAACCCAAACUUCAAGUUUUUUAUUUAUUUCGCGAUUUAAUUUUUAUUUGCGUUUUCUGUACACUGCCCCUCUUCCCUUUCCUUCUUAUCCCUCUCGCGCCCAAAGCACACAUCACAACGCAACACGCUCUCUCGCUUAAACCACGCUCUCUCGUUCUUUCUCUUUGCGCUUUUCAGAAAACCCUACUUGCUUCGGCGACUCGGAAUCUCUGACUCGGACCGAGUCCUCACGGUUUCGCAACUCGUCUUCGUCGAUUCUCUGCGGAAUCACCAUGCCUAAGGCCAAAGCUGAUGCAGUAGUUGCCGACAGCCGGUUGAAGCGCAAGGGUGCUGGAACCGGGAGGAAGCAGUCGAAGAAAGCUGCUAAGGAUCCGAACAAGCCUAAGAGGCCUCCAAGUGCUUUCUUUGUUUUCAUGGCUGAGUUCAGAGAGCAGUACAAGAAGGAGCAUCCGAACAACAAAUCCGUCUCCGUUGUCGGUAAAGCUAGCGGUGACAAAUGGAAAUCGAUGUCCGAUGCUGAGAAAGCUCCCUAUGUUGCCAAGGCAGAGAAGAAGAAAGAAGAGUACGAUAGGAGUAUUCUAGCCUACAAUAGGAAAUUGGGCAAUAAUCCUUCCGAAGAAGAUGAGUCUGACAAAUCAAAAUCCGAAGUCCAUGAUGAGGAUGAGGAUGAGGAGGAAGAGGAUGACGAGUGAAGGAGCUUUAGGUGAAAGUGGGAGACAAUUGUUUUGCAUAGGUUGGCUUAGAAUUUGAUAGAUGUUUCCCAAUUCACAGCUCAUUCUGAUUAUUAACUACUGAAUUCUUAUCCUGUACUCUCUAGUCUUAGGUUGGUGCACAAUCCUAUCAUGAUCAUGUACUUGAAAGUCAAUGUUAUGUAUGAUACGUUUUAAUGCUGUUCUGGAUGAAAUGCAUCAGCCCUUCGUUUCUUGUUGUAAUAACGGAGCCUUUUUGUUGAUGAUGGCAUCU